Molecule: messenger RNA, 678 nt
Organism: Phanerochaete carnosa HHB-10118-sp
Lineage: Eukaryota; Fungi; Basidiomycota; Agaricomycetes; Polyporales; Phanerochaetaceae
Exons: 1
Coding region: 1-678 (225 amino acids)
Source: RefSeq, a predicted model, not a curated record
AUGUUCCCGACUUCUCCCUCGACAUCGAGAUUUCGGCGGUGUACAAGCCUCGUCCCUCCGUCGUCGCAUGCCCCAUCCUCUGAUGCUGGUGUGUUCGGUGGUAAGCAUGGGCGCAAGGACUUGAAAGAGAAGAGGCCGGGUUGGAAACUACAGACGCAUCCGGCUCCAGGUUCCGCCGAAACAACGCACGUUCCCAUCAAGCAGGACGCCAAGGCCCUGCUACGGCGCCAGGCGCGGGAUAGGCGUCGAGAGGAGAAGCAUAAGGCCCUGCUGACCCGUGCCGAAUCCAAAGUUGUGCUGGACGGGGCAGAUGUCGGACAAGACGAGACUCUUCUUCCUGUGCAUGAUGUCAACGUUGAUGUCUUCAAGCUUGCAGACGAGGCUGCGAACUUGACUGCAGGUUUGGGGAAUCUUCAUGUUAUAGUCGAGUCCGCCGAGGUCGUCGUGGAUGAAGCUCCGACGCCGGAGUUCAUUCCUGCAACGCCAGCCCUCUCCGACACAGUAAUCUUGGGUGGAUCCCCCUCUCCCGCUCUCACCGAAGCGACGCUCGUGGACGUCGUUGCAGACGCUCCUCCCCUCGGCGCUAAGGAGCCUCGGCUCAUCGUCGAGGCUCUUGUCGUACGCAAGAUGUCUAUUGACGAAGGCUUCCUAGACUUCGGCGGCUUCUCCGUGAUAUGA